AUGCAAUCAUUGAACGAUUGGGUGACAAAAGAGUCGAACGCGAUCAAGGCGUUGGCAAAACCAAAGUCGGAACUAACCCCUGAGGAGCUGGCGAGGCAAGAAGAGGAAGAAUUCAACACCGGUCCACUCUCGGUGCUAACGCAGUCGGUGAAAAACAACACGCAGGUUCUGAUAAACUGUCGCAACAACAAAAAACUGCUUGGACGCGUGAAAGCGUUCGAUCGGCACUGCAACAUGGUGCUGGAGAACGUGAAGGAAAUGUGGACCGAAGUUCCGCGCACCGGCAAGGGCAAAAAGAAGGUUAAACCGGUGAACAAGGAUAGAUUUAUCUCGAAGAUGUUCCUCCGGGGGGAUUCGGUAAUUCUUGUACUACGCAAUCCACAGGCAACUGCUGCAGGAAAGUGA
Messenger RNA from Anopheles marshallii, 405 nucleotides. RefSeq names its product probable small nuclear ribonucleoprotein Sm D2 (gene SmD2). The transcript has 3 exons. Gene Ontology annotation, cellular component: U1 snRNP; U4/U6 x U5 tri-snRNP complex; U2 snRNP. Gene Ontology annotation, molecular function: RNA binding. NCBI's taxonomy places the organism in Eukaryota, Metazoa, Arthropoda, Insecta, Diptera, Culicidae. The record is from RefSeq and is a predicted model, not a curated record. Gene Ontology annotation, biological process: spliceosomal snRNP assembly; RNA splicing. Bases 1 to 405 code for a protein of 134 amino acids.